AUGUCUUCUCCAAACCACACUGUAGUGACAGAAUUCAUUCUCAUGGGACUCACUGACGACCCAGUGCUAGAGAGGAUCCUGUUUGGAGUGUUCCUGGUGAUCUACAUCAUCACACUGGCAGGGAACCUGUGCAUGAUCAUGCUGAUCAGGACCAAUUCCCACCUUCACACUCCCAUGUAUUUCUUCCUCAGUCACCUUUCCUUUGUAGACAUUUGCUAUUCUACUAAUGUCACCCCCAAUAUGCUAUAUGACUUCUUGUCAGACCAGAAGACCAUCUCCUAUGCUGGAUGCUUCACACAGUGUCUCCUCUUCAUUGCCCUGGUGAUCACUGAGUUUUAUAUCCUAGCUUCAAUGGCCUUGGAUCGCUAUGUAGCCAUUUGCAGCCCUUUGCACUACAGUACCCGGAUGUCCAAGAACAUUUGCAUCUCUCUAGUCAUUGUCCCUUACACUUUUGGCUUCCUUAAUGGACUGUCUCAGACACUGCUCACUUUUCACUUGUCCUUCUGCUCUCUUGAAAUCAAUCAUUUCUACUGCGCUGACCCACCCCUCAUUAUGCUGGCCUGCUCUGACAUCUACAUAAAAAAAAUGGCGAUGUUCAUAGUUGCUGGAUUUACCCUCUCAAGCUCUCUCUUCAUCAUUCUCCUGUCCUACCUAUUCAUCAUCAGAGCCAUCUUGAGGAUCCAUUCGGCUGGAGGCAGGUACAAAGCCUUUUCUACCUGUGGUUCCCACCUGACAACAGUCACUGUAUUUUAUGGAACCCUCUUCUGCAUGUAUGUGAGGCCCCCCUCUGAGAAGUCGGUGGAGGAGUCCAAAAUAUUUGCCAUCUUUUAUACUUUCUUGAGCCCAAUGUUGAACCCGUUGAUCUACAGUCUGAGAAACAAGGAUGUGAUUCGUGCCUUGCAGCAAAUGAUUAUGGGAAAUAUCUUCCAUAAAACCGCAGCAUAG
Messenger RNA from Talpa occidentalis (Iberian mole), 945 nucleotides. RefSeq names its product olfactory receptor 5M10. Lineage: Eukaryota; Metazoa; Chordata; Mammalia; Eulipotyphla; Talpidae. Gene Ontology annotation, molecular function: odorant binding; olfactory receptor activity; G protein-coupled receptor activity. Gene Ontology annotation, cellular component: membrane. The transcript has a single exon. The record is from RefSeq and is a predicted model, not a curated record. The coding region runs from base 1 to 945 and encodes 314 amino acids. Gene Ontology annotation, biological process: G protein-coupled receptor signaling pathway; sensory perception of smell.